AUGCCCGUUCCCAUGACGGGCGCCGCUGGAGGCAUGGCCCCCCCCGCGCACAUGGCCAUCGACCGCCCGCCUGCUCCCGACGAGAUCCCCGAGAGGUUCAAGUUUCCCCGCCAGGACAUGAGAUGGGAGCCUCCCACCUUCGUCAAAGAUUUGCCUCUGGCGGAGAAGAAUUUUUGCACAAAGGUCACCGACAUCGUCUGCCAGGCUGUUGGUCUCGAGUUUUUUGACCGUCUUGCCUGCGCCUGGGCCAUCAUCCACCACAUGGUCGACGUCAGUUAUGAGAAGCUGGUCUCAAAACUGCUCAUCGAACUGGCCGCCUCGCUCGAUCUCACCUAUGAUGACGGCAUCCAUCAUCGACUUGCCGAGUUGAUGAAGGAGAUCCGUACGCCGCGCUAUGUUGAGCUCCAGUCCAACGGCGAGCCGCCCGUGCAGGAAAUGCUCGGAUCGCAGGUGGAGCUCAUCGACUUGGCCGGUAUCAUGGCUGUCAACAUUCACGAGCGCCAGCUCCGCAUGCAGGCCGAGGAGGUCGACGCGCAGUACGGAUACGUCAAUCUUUGCACAUUUGCCGGAAUGCUCGUGACCAACGGCGCCAUCGACCGCUGCGACGACAUCGUCGGCGUCAGUCGCUUCUUGAUUCUUACGGGCAACGCCAUUUACCUGCAGAUCGUGGCCCCCGUGCACUACGUCACGAGCCCCAUCAUGAACAGGCUGCACAUCGGUCCGCUCUGGAAAGGCCCGCUCGGCUUCUCGGCCUGCCGCUGGACUUUCUGGUACCAGCGUCUCGGACAAGCCCUGUGUACGGCCAAGCUACCCAUGGCCGUGCUCUGGGGCAGGCUUGGCCACCAUCACAUGCAGGACAUUGAGAACACCUUCAGGCGACAGCAGCCCGCGCCGAACUACAUCGCCGCACGUGCGGCCAUGCAUGUCGAGUCCUCCAACAGUUAUGGGCAACCCCAACCGGUCGGACCCGAGCCUGCUCUGCGCCUCCGUAUCCGCCAGCUCGAACGCGCUCUGGCUCAAGAAAAGUCGUUCCGCCGCGAUGAGUGCCGGUACUACAUGGAUCAGCUGACCAACGAGAAGACUCGGACCGUCAAGGACAAUCCCGUUUACCGCCACCACAACGCGGUCACCGAGCUCAUCGCCGGCGCCGGAUGGGACGUGGAUCCGCACCUGAACGCCGAAGGCCUGGAGAACAACCUGAUCAAGCUUGUGAGCCUGACAGGCCACUACAAGACCAUGAUUCUCGACCAGCAGCACCGCGCAACCGUCAAGUACCGUGUGCAGUUCUUCAAAGGACAGGCGGCUGCUUUCGAGAUCCUGCAGCCUCUGCUGGGCUGGCCAUCGGACCAUGCUUGGCAGGCCGAUCGAGCGACGCGCGCCGCCAGGGUCAUCGACGCUCUUCCCAACGAGAGCCUGCUGCCGAAGCCGCUGCUGCAGCGCUACCGCGAUAUCCUCAACCGCGAGCGUGGCGUCAUCGACAUGAUUCAGGCCUUCAUCGACGAACAGAGUGCCGAGCGAGCCAAACGGCACGAGAGCUGGCAGCAGCAAAUCGGCGCGCCCAUCACCCAUCCCACGGCGUCGACGGCCAGCGCGCUCUCGGGCCCCAGGGCGCGGAAUCCUCUCGACAACCUGACGGCGCUCAAGAUGCAGCAGGACAUGGCCGAGGACAGGGUCAUGCUCUACAACGACCUGUUCAAGCGCCAUGAAUUCCUGUGCCAGCGCGACCAGCAUACAGCCCUCAUCCUGCUGCGCCUUCCCCAGGUGCUCCAGAUCAGCGGCCGCACCUUUUCGCUGAGCGCCCUCUUGGAGGGCAUCCCGAAGCGGGAAGACCUGCCCGCCUGCACCCUCGGCAUGGGCUGCACGCUGGGACAGACGCACUGCGAGAUGCAAUUCCGAGCUCUUCCAGCCCAGCUCAGCAACCCCAUCGACGCCCACCUCAACCCAGCUGCUGGCGUCUUUGCUCCAGGCUCGGGAGCUGUGCGUGGUGCUGAUGCUGAUGCCGGUGUUGCUGAUUCGAAUGCGGAUGCUGCCAACAGUGGCACGGGUCCUGCCUCUGCGUCGACCAAGCGCCAGCACCCUGGAGAUUCUGAGCAGGACCAGGAACCGAAUCAGAGGGUUCGGCUCGCCAAGGAGUGA
Messenger RNA from Verticillium nonalfalfae, 2136 nucleotides. RefSeq lists its product as uncharacterized. The record is from RefSeq and is a predicted model, not a curated record. The coding region runs from base 1 to 2136 and encodes 711 amino acids. Lineage: Eukaryota; Fungi; Ascomycota; Sordariomycetes; Glomerellales; Plectosphaerellaceae. The transcript has 4 exons.